AUCAGCUCCUUCUGCUGAACUCCUACACACACGCGCGCACACACAUACCCCGCUUAAGUAUAAUCUGAAUCUCCCAACGAGAUGACGCACGCGGGGAGGAAAAGGCAGCCCAGCGCCUCUGUAUUCCGAGUCCACAUUUGGUCUGACUUUCUCCAAGUGGCUCCGCUCCGCAUCCCUCGCUCCCUCCCGGCUAAGAGUGCGCCCGUCGGGUGCGGUGUCGUGGAAAACGGACCUAACCCAACGCAGGAGUGAAGUUUUAGCAAAAGGGGGACCUGAAGGACAUGAGGCUUUGCCCUCCCCGGGGUGGGAGGGAUUGUAGACAACCGAAGGCGCGGAGACUAUGUGUCCAGGGAGGCAGCGAUGAACUGAAGAGUUGACUCUCCUUCCCAUGGAAAGCAAGGGAGUGGGAAUGAGAAACUUUGCCGGCAAGAGCUACUAGGGCAAGGGCACCGAAGGAGCCAACAGAUGGAAUUAAACUGAAGCCAAGUGGUUUUAACAAAAAGAAGACAACGAAGAAGAACAAUCUUCAUCCUUCCAGAGCUUCAAUUCAUCAUGGCGGCAGGUGUAGCAGCAUGGCUGCCCUUUGCCAGAGCAGCUGCCAUAGGAUGGAUGCCAGUAGCCAACUGUCCUAUGCCUCUGGCCCCAACAGAUAAAAACAGACGGCAGGAUGAGCUGAUAAUUCUUAAUGUGAGUGGUAGGCGCUUCCAGACAUGGAGGACUACAUUGGAAAGAUAUCCCGACACUCUCCUUGGCAGCACAGAAAAAGAGUUCUUCUUCAAUGAAGAUACAAAGGAAUAUUUUUUUGACCGGGACCCUGAUGUAUUUAGGUGUAUCUUAAACUUUUACAGAACUGGCAGGCUGCAUUACCCAAGAUAUGAGUGCAUCUCAGCCUAUGACGAGGAGCUUGCCUUCUAUGGGAUCCUACCUGAUAUAAUUGGGGAUUGCUGCUAUGAAGAGUACAAAGAUAGGAAACGGGAAAAUGCUGAAAGAUUGAUGGAUGACAAUGACUCUGAAAACAACCAAGAGUCUAUGCCAGCCUUGAGCUUCCGGCAAACCAUGUGGCGAGCUUUUGAGAAUCCCCAUACCAGCACCUUAGCCUUAGUCUUUUACUAUGUCACCGGCUUCUUUAUUGCUGUCUCUGUGAUCACCAAUGUCGUAGAGACUGUGCCGUGUGGCACAGUCCCUGGCAACAGGGAACUGCCAUGUGGGGAGAGAUAUGUAAUGGCUUUUUUCUGCUUGGACACAGCUUGUGUUAUGAUUUUUACAGUUGAAUAUCUUAUGCGACUCUUUGCAGCCCCCAGUCGCUAUAGGUUCAUCAGGAGUGUGAUGAGCAUCAUUGACGUGGUGGCCAUUAUGCCCUACUACAUUGGCCUGGUGAUGACUGACAAUGAAGAUGUGAGUGGAGCCUUUGUGACUCUGAGAGUUUUCAGGGUGUUCCGAAUUUUCAAGUUCUCCCGCCACUCUCAAGGCUUGCGAAUCUUGGGGUACACUCUGAAGAGCUGUGCCUCUGAGCUUGGUUUUCUCCUCUUUUCUCUCACGAUGGCAAUCAUCAUAUUUGCUACUGUGAUGUUUUAUGCAGAGAAAGGAUCUUCCUCCAGCAAGUUCACCAGCAUCCCAGCUUCGUUUUGGUACACUAUUGUCACCAUGACAACCCUGGGUUAUGGAGAUAUGGUACCCAAGACAAUUGCUGGCAAGAUCUUUGGCUCCAUUUGUUCACUGAGUGGUGUGCUUGUUAUUGCACUUCCUGUCCCAGUUAUUGUUUCCAACUUCAGUCGGAUUUAUCAUCAGAAUCAAAGAGCUGACAAGCGACGAGCACAGAAGAAAGCCCGGCUGGCCAGGAUUCGUGUGGUUAAGACAGGCAGUUCCAACGCCUACCUUCACAGUAAGCGCAAUGGCCUCCUUAAUGAAGCACUGGAGUUGACGGGGUCUAUGGAUGAUGAACACAACAUCAGCAAAACUACUUCUAUCAUUGAAAGUCAGCACCACCACCUGCUGCACUGCUUGGAAAAAACAACUGGAUUGUCCUAUCUUGUGGAUGAUCCCCUGUUAUCUGUACGAACUUCCACCUUCAAGAACCAUGAAUUCAUCGAUGAGCAGAUGUUUGAGCAGAACUGCCUGGAGAACUAUCCAUCCACUCGUAGUCCCUCCCUCUCAAGUCACCAUGGCUUGUCCACCUCCUGCUGUUCCCGACGCAGCAAGAAGACAACGCACCUCCCCAAUUCCAGUGUGCCAGCAACUCGGCUGAGAAGCAUGCAGGAGCUCAGUACCAUACACAUCCAGUGCAGUGAACAGCCCUCACUCACAACAAGUCGUUCCAGUUUAAAUAUGAAAUCGGAUGAUGGGCUGAGACAGAACUGCAAAGCCUCCCAAAUAACAACAGCAAUCAUCAGCAUCCCAACACCACCGGCCCUGACACCAGAAGGUGAAAGCCGGCCUCCUCCAUCUAGUCCCAGCCACUCUACGAACAUUGCUAGCAGCAACAUUGUCAAGGUCUCUGCUUUGUAAGAUUGUGUUGGUCAAAGGAGGUGGCUUGGAAGAAGGCCAACAUUCCUCUCCCUUUCCCCGCCUCCAUGUUCCUUCUUUGCUGCAUAUUGUGCCUAGAUGGAUGACUGGACGGACAGUGAGACCAAUCCGAUUGACAUCUAAGAAUUAACCAUGGGAGCCCUCAUGGGGCAGCUUCCCUCAAACUCAUGUUCAUGCUGCAGAGUGAGCUCAGGAGAAAUGGGAAGCUGGGGGGCGUGUGUGGAAGGAUGAAGGAAGGCACUCUCUUCGUUUGUAAACACGCCUUGUUCCAGGAUAUGAGGCAUAUAGUAGUUCCCAGAAAGUGGAAGAGAUGUCCUGUCAUAGCGACGAGAAAGUCAAUAAAGAAGCAGAAUUAUAACACUGUGUAUCUCAGCACCUUUUAAAAGGUUUUUAAUGGAUAAUAUUUAUUCAUGAGGAAAUGACUGAAAAAAGGUGAUAAAAAUGGAUUUUGUGAUUUCUUUUUUCCUUCAUGCAGCAGGAUCCUUAAUCAACCAAAACUACACUUUUUUUUCUUUUCUAGCUGAAGGUUUUAGACAAAGAAGCCACCUUGUCACCAGGAAUUUAAUUUCCAUCUUUUAUGUGUAUGUGUGUGUGCGUGUGCGCAAACGAGCAAGCAAGCAAAUCACAAAAACUUGGCACCCUUCAGCUACAGAUGCUCUGAGCACAGCUUCCUGUUUCUGGGCUCAACCCUGCAAAGACUUACGGUUUGCAUGGUCCACACAAGCUUCGUCAUGCCUGUAGAACCAAUGGUUCUGCUCGCUGUGCAUCUGUUUCUGCAUGAGUGUGUCUUUGCAGGCUUCAGCCUUUUUAGUGCACAGUAGCAAAACAAACAUCUGCAUGCAAUCACACACGCGCACACACAAACAAGCACCAAUAAAAACUUUCAUUGUGGAUGGCAUUUUUUUUCUUCAGAGAGUUUUUUUUUGUAAUUGCCUUUAACUCAACACAAAUUGCAGUUGCAAACAGUGUAUUUGUCUGCUAAUUAUUGUCUGGGGGGAUCAUAUUUGUGGGGAAGAAAACAGGCUUUGGUAGUCAACCACAAUUUUUUGCUUUUUUAAGAAAAGAUUAUUUUGUUAUCACUGGCUUGUAAAGAGUGUGACUAGUUAAAUUAGUCCUAUACUUUUAAAAGUCUAAAAUGGUGAGCCUAGGGAAUUAUACUUUUUUAUCCUGUACACACAAGUUUCAAAGAGGACAAACCAUACAAAGCAACUGUGCCAGAUGUUCAUAAAUAGUAAUCUAGGCCCAUGCUUUCUUUUUUCUGCUUUAUAUGUGUUUCUUUAAUAGUAAUGGAAAUGUCUGCCAUUGUAUAUAGUAGCCAGAUAGUGGAUCUGUCCUUGGUAGGAUUACUUCAGGAGCCAAAUGUUUUGCAUGGACUGACAGUGUGUCUCAUUUUGUUAUACAGUCCUGUGGCUCUUAGUAAUAGUAAGUGACUGGGAUGCAUCAACUUGAUGGUUAAAGCAAUUAAAUAAUAUUGGACUUUCCCUUGUUAAAGCAUCGUUUUCUGUCAAAGAGGAGGGUUGCUUCUAGAUUUUUGAGGUCUACUUUAUAUUAGAGUACCAUUUCUAAUCAAUUUAUAAAACACUGUUAAUAGAUGGUUUAAAUAAUAUGUAUGUUUCAAAAUAGCUCACCAAUUGUUAAAUAUUGUUAUACUGUUUAGAAAGUUUAGGACUGUGAGUUAUAACCAUCUACAAGGUUUUAUACCAAUGUUCUCCUAACAGACCUCCCUUAGGUGCCAGUCUGAGGGAUCUCCAUCCAUGUCAACAAAACUUAGGCGAAUACAGAGCUCUGUGGAUUGUGCCCUUCAUCCGUCACAAUGUUUGCACAGUUUAUUCAUCUCUUUGAACUCAUCUACCCAUCAAUGUAUUGUGUAUCCCUUUUCCAAACAUGUUUAUGUUGCCCACAUCAUACCACCCUUUGCAGCUUUGCUUUGCUUGUUCAAAAGCACCUCAAAAUUUAACUCAAAACAUUUUAGAUAGACAUUGUGUUGCUUUUUAAAAACUGAGGAGGCUUCAUAAACAAAACCAAUCAUUCAUAAAAUAUUAAGCUCUAUUGCAGUGAAACUUAUUAUUCAAGCUUUUGUUCACACAUGUAUUUUCAUUUAAACUUUACAGGCAUUGAACAAAUAUUUCUCAGACCCUGCACAAAAAUGUAGAAGGGGGAAUUAUAGAUUGUCCUGUGGUCAGAUACCUUUAGCCAGUCAAAAACUAAAAUAAAUACCAACUUGUUUCUUGGUUUCUUCCCUAUUUUCUCAGAGAGUUUACACCCACUUCUGUUUAAUCUGUUGAAAAAGAAAGUUCCAUGCAAGUUCUAUACAAAACCAGAACCACAUAGGAUACAACAGGCGUGGGCAAACUUGGGCCCUCCAGGUGUCUGGACUUCAACUCCCACAAUUUCUAACAGCCUUGGGUCCCUUUCUUUUCCCCCUUUGCUGCUUAGGAAAGGGCCUGAGGCUGUAAGGAAUUGUGGGAGUUGAAGUCCAAAUACUCGGAGGGCCCAAGUUUGCCCAUGCCUGGUAUACAACAUUAGUAGUUAAGCUGGAGUCAUAGUGCAAUUAUUGCCCAGUGUCAAAGAACUCACUAUAUUGAAGCAAGGACUUGGAAAAGGUGGAUAUAUUGUAAAUAUGUCCUACCAUAACUGGAUUCCUCAUCACGGAACCUGGAAAAAGCUUCUGAUAAUUGCAAGAUUCCAAGUAGUGCAGUUUAAAUCACAUACAAACAUUUACAGUAAGAUAAGGUAGCUCUUCAUUUACCCUCAGUCGCAUUCAGAUCCAAUAACAAUUUUUCAGCAUCAGGCAUUUACCUUUCAGUGAAUGAAGGCAUACUACUGAGAUUCAAUGUUGUCCUUCAAGUUUCUCCAUAGUGUAUAAACUCUUAAAAAUUAAGCAACACGCAUUCCUUGCUUUCACUAUUUUCAUUAUCUCUCUAGUGAUCCUGCUUCCCUUGUGAGAGAACUGACCAUUAGACUCUCAGUGAUGCCUACAUUAAAUGUUCCUUUAUUUCAUUUACCUUCAUUACAUCUCAUAUUACUUUAGCGAUCAGGUUCUACUUGCUCAAUUUGAGGUUUGAUCAUCCACUACCUUUAACAGCUUGUUUUGGCUUUUACAUCUGUGCAAAAGAAAACUAAAAAAGAAAAAUGUUUUAUGCACAUGCAGUACAUUUCACACAAGUUGUAGCUGCAAGCUUGGCCUGAUAUAAAGUGAUACAAUAUGUAAACCAAAAGGGUCCCAAGGCUUUUGGGGAAGGCUGUACUUCAUCAAACUGGCCUUUUCCAUCCACACCUACCAUGGAUUGUUUCACCAUCAGGAGCUACUAUUCAUCUUUUAAAUAGGCCGAUGGUGUCCUCUCUUUUAACAUCCAAUAUAGCACUAUUUCAAAAUACAGUAAAAGUGAACUUCUGGCAUUUCUGGACCACAUUUUUAUUUCUGGAAGUGAGAAUUUUGGGGUACUCUCUCAAGAGUUGCACACUGUCUUGUGGAGCCACUGGGAGGAGACCAAUGUGACUAUCAAGGUGAUCAAAGAUCUGUAAGCCCAGCCUUUCGAGGAGUGACUUAGGGAAUAGGCAUACUUAGCUUCAAGAAUAAAAGAUAGAUGGCAUAAUUGCUGUUGUUGUUGCAUGCCUUCAAGCCAUUUUCAACCUAUGGUGACCCUAAGGUUUGUUAGAUAGGUUUGGGUAAGAGAGAGUGAUUUUUUUGAGGUCAUGCAGUGAGUUUCAUGGCCGAGUGAGGAUUUAAAUUCAGAACUCCUUGAUCCAGUCAAACACUAUAACCCCAAACCAAAUUGUAUGUAUCUCCUUACUUACAAUUCUUUCACAUUCAAGACCCCAGUUCUUUGCAUAUAAGCAACCUAAAAAACAUGUGCCUUUAUUCCAAGACUUGAGAGUUUUUUCAAAAGUUGGUAUACCAGAAUGUAUAAAUAUCUAUUUCUGUCUGCAGACCUAAAUCCUAGCAUUUGGCCCAUAUGAAUUGACUCUUUGUGACAAUAUUCUUCAGUUUAUUAUUUUUCUUAUAAGUUUUUCAGUGAUUUUCUCUGGAUCAAAAACACAUAUUGGAAUGCAAACAAUCAAUGUCUGUUUUGAAUAUUUGCUUCAUUUCUUCUGUUACUUAACUAUGGUUUCUUUUGGGCCAGCUAUAACAUGGCACCAACACAUAGAAAACCUCUUGACAUUGCAGGCAACAUGCCUCUUGCCCAAGACAUGCAGAAGCGCCAACAUUACUCUUUAGUUUCCCCACCACUCAAAGCUUUGGGUUUGCAAUCAUUCAGAUGGUUAAUUUUCUGAAAGAACCUUGACCUCAACAGGAUUUAACUAUUAUAGUUUUAGUCCUUUUUAAUAAUAAUGAAUGGCAUCUGAAUCUCUAAUCUAAAUGCAAAUCACAGCAAGUAGAUUCUCUGAAUCAAUGAAAUUUACACAACUGUUGACUUCUCAAGUUUUCAUUGAUUCAAACUGGGUCUAGCAAGUGGAUUUAGGUCACAGGAAUGAGUCAGGAGUAUAUUCUAAGAACACAAGCUCUUUUCAUUCAAGGAGCAAAAAACCCCUUGGUCAUGACCCAAAAGGUCCUGUUUCCACAAUUAGAUAUGAAAAGCAGCAAUGAUUCUCAUGGAGGAAAAUGUAGUUUCCUUAUUACCCAUCCAUUUAUUAAGUUACAAUGAAAUGUUAUUUUUUAAAACUUUCAUUGCAUUGUCUUAUAAAACCACAGAUCCUGUGCAUUGAUCUCUCAACACAUCAAUAGAUUUUCUCACACCACUUGCCAUUUGAUUACAUAUUCAUAUGGCUUAUUUAAAAUCUGUAACAAAAAAUAAAGAGUGCAUCUACACUGUAGAAUUAAUGAAGUUGACACCACUUUAGCUGCCAUGGCUCAAGGUUAUAAGAGUUCUGGUUUGAUAAGGUGUCAGCCCUAUUUGGCAAAGAAGCCUGAAUACUUCACUAAACUACAACUUCCAUUUUUGUGUGUGUCAGGAGCCACUUGAGAAAUUGCAAGUUGCUUCUGGUGUGACAGAAUUGGCCGUCUGCAAGGAUGUUGCCCAGGGGACGCCCGGAUGUUUUUGAUGUUUUACCAUCCUUGUGGGAACUUUCUCUCAUGUCCCCGCAUGGGAAGCUGGAGCUGACAGAAGGAGCUCAUCUGAACUCUCCUCGGAUUCGAACCUCCAAUCUGUCAGUCUUCAGUCCUGCCAGCACAAGGGUUUAACCAAUUGCAGCAUUGGGAGCACCUUACGACUCCCAUGAUUCCAUAGCAUUGAGCUAUGACAGUUAAAGUGAUAUCAAACUGGAUUGAGACAAGUCCACACCAUGCCACACUUUUCCUAAAUUCAUUUUCCUAAGUUCCAGAUAGAUAGACUCAGUGACAUAAUUGAAAAUGGUAAGUCAACACUAUAGCAAAUUCCAGUAAUGCAGAUGGACUACUCUAAUUGGUACUAAUACAAUAGUGGUAGAAAUCUUGUGUUGCAUUGCUUGGCAUAUGUAUCAUUGUACCCCAGCUGUGGGAACUGUCUAGCUUUCUAGAGUUGUUAGACUUCAUCUAUCAACAGCCUUAGCGAUCAUAGCUAAUCCUGAGGAACACUGGGAGAUGCAGUUCAACAACUCUGUUACUGGUCAAUUAAAGCCAAACAUCAACCAUUCCACCCAUUCCACAAUAAUCUCACUGAUAUUAAUGGACCUUAUCCAAAGAUUCCUUUCAUUUCUUUAAGGAGACAAGCUUUGGUUGGAUCAUUUCUAAUGUGACAACAGAGGCAUUCUCCUGCUUCAAAAUUAUUUCCCAGUACAAUGCCUUUGAAUCUAGGAAGUAUAGCACAGACCUUAUGUAAGUAAGGAUUUUAACAAUAUUUGCGGCUUUUUUAUUACCAUCUAAGCAAAAUAGAUAAUGCUCUGCUGCAAGACUAAUCUUCUAGAUUUUAUUGCACUAAAAAGGCACUUUCCUUUCCUCUGACCAGCGCUAUGGUUGAUUUGAUAGAGAUCUCUUGGCUGAAUUUAUUAUUUUCAUUACGACAUAAUCAAAACUCAUAUUUGUGUUUUAACAUUUCUAACAAAAUGCAUCUUUUUGUUGAAUUAACCAUUAACAAAUCCUAAACAAGUGUGCUUAAAAGUGUGUUAAAUUCAGUGUUGCUUUACUUUCUAAUACAUUUCCCACCCAUUAUAUCCUGUUAGUAAUAGAGCAGGGGUCCUCAAACUUUUUAAGCCGAAGACUGGUUCAUGGUCCCUUACACUGUUGGGAGGAGGACUAUUGCUUGAAAAAAAAAUGAAUUCCCAUGCACACUGCAAAUAUCUUAUUUGUAGUGCAAAAUAAAUAAUAAUGAAAGAACAAUACAAUAUUUAAAAAGAAGAGCAAUUCUAGCCAUCAUAAACUGAGCAGUAUUUCAAUGGGAAGUCUGGACCUGCUUCUGGCAAAUGAGAUAAUCAAGUUAAUUAGGAUUGUUGUUGUUGUGUACCUUCAAGUCCUUUUAGACUUAGGGCUUCCCUAAAUCUAAAGUUUAGGGCAGAGGUUGGCUAAAUGAUCUUGGAGGGCCGGAGGCCUUAGUUUGGACCACAGGCCUUAGUUUGGGGACCCCUGGAGUAGAGGAUUGCUUCCUAAAGGAACAAAAGUUGUGGGCAGGAAUAUGAAAUCACCAAAAGAGAAAAGCAAUAAAGGGAAAUAUUUUUAUUUCAAAGUACUGAUUAGUAUUUUUUUAAAUGUGCAAAACAUUUGUAUGAAAAGGCACAUUUAUACACAUGCACCAGUAAUUUAAUUAUAUCAAAAUCCUGAGUUUAUUCGCCUCCACUGCCACCCGCAAAAAAAUUCCAUUUGAUUGUAACCAAUUUACUGUUCACUCUCAAAAAUGUACUAGUCACAGAAAAUUAAGCUCUCCCCCUCAUAACACAACGUCCAUAUAGAAAUUUAACUUCUAAUGAGGUAGUCCUAGAAUAGUUUGAUUGUAUGGGCUGCAGUUCUUAUAUUCAUUUACUUAGGUGUACAACCCAUUGAACUGUGUGGGACUCCCUUCUGAUUAAUCAAGCUUAGCAUUGUACUUGUAGCUGCAUCGAUCCAAACUCUUUGUACAUCACUCACUGUGUCUCCUGUAACAAGUCACUUUGACUUUCUGAUGUCUCAGUUUAUGUACCUGUAAAAUGCAGGUGCUUUUAAAUGUCAUCUCCAGGCUAGUGCUAAAUUCAUGAAUACUUGGUGAAUUGACAAAAAGUCUCUCAAUAAGUGCACAAAAUGGUUUUUGCAUGCAGGAUGCCAAACAGCAUGCCCCAUCACACGGAGUGAUUUUGAAUGGGUUUCAUUAUUAAAGGGACUAGAUAAAUCCUUGGAAAUAUACUGAUGGCUGUGAGUCAAGGUGCUCAGCAUUUGGCUCAAACCGCCAGAAACAGAGGACUCUGUCAUUCUUCUGUGGUGCUAUAGUGUGGAGCAGUGGUGAGCAACUAUUUCAUUUCCAGAAGCCUCAGCCAUCCUCAAUAAUGGUAAGAGAUUAUGGAACCUGUAAUACAAAACAUUUGGGGAACCAAAGGUUCCCUGCCACUGCUUCAGAUGUUCAACUGGGGCUGCUACCAAGCUUUUAGAAUAGAUCAGUGAUUUCACAAAGCCACAUUGGGUCCCAUCAAGAAUUGGAUGAUCUUACAAGAUUAGUUCUUCAAAAUGGCAUAGAUUGCUCACAAGAAAGAAGGGGCAUGCAGUACAAGGUGUUUUAAUCUAGUAUCUACAAGUCCAGGUUGCAUGGCUUAGAGACUGGAAUUCCAAUAACUAGAGAGAAAAAAUUAGGAACACAGGUGUUGAAUUCCUGUUGACCUAACCUAGAAAGACUGUUUGUUUUAUUCUUCUUUUAACAAAUGUAGAUUAACCAGUUAUGGGACCAAAUGGCAAAUAUUCCUCCUCUUGUCUUGCUUUCAGUUUAUGGUUUCUUAAUUUUGUGCAUGUGUGCAUAUGUAUGUAACUGCUUUUUGUUCCUUUGCAGAUUGAUGCUUGUCGUGGCAGGUUUAAGAGCCAUGCAAGUGUGAGAAUAAGGUCCUUAUUGUAUCUUUUUCUCAGUUUUCUGUUGUGAGCACGACUGGAGUUUCAGCUGGCUCCACAGACCAAUGACAUAUAUUAACAGAACAUGUGUGAUGGUAUAUUUUUUGAGAAAUCAGUGAGACAUUCCAAUGCACCGGUGUUUGCAUUAGAGGAUUUAUGUUGUUACCAGGAUUUUCUGAGUUGUAUUAUUUUCUAUUUUCAUACUCUAAAUGGGCUUUGCUUACAAAACAUCACAACUGACUGAGACAAAAUGUACUGUACAAAACUGCAGGUAGAUUCAUUUGAGAACAACUUUCUAAAGAAUCCUAAGUUUCCUGUUGUCUUCUUUUGGAACUGUAGUGCAUAUGUUGAAACUUGUAUAUCAUUUACAGUACUGCGUCCUGUGCCACUGCUGUACCUGAUGUAUCCAAUCUGGAUUAAAUGGAAUAUGUGCCACAAAGCACUGAA
Molecule: messenger RNA, 10948 nt
Organism: Anolis sagrei ordinatus
Lineage: Eukaryota; Metazoa; Chordata; Lepidosauria; Squamata; Anolidae
Gene: KCND3
Product: potassium voltage-gated channel subfamily D member 3
Biological process (GO): potassium ion export across plasma membrane; protein homooligomerization
Cellular component (GO): neuronal cell body; postsynaptic membrane; dendritic spine
Molecular function (GO): A-type (transient outward) potassium channel activity; protein binding
Source: RefSeq, a predicted model, not a curated record